CCGCCUCCUGGGUUCAGGCAAUUCUCCUGCCUCAGCCUCCCGAGUAACUGGGAUUACAGGCACGCACCACCAUGCCCAGCUAAUUUUUGUAUUUUUAGUAGAGCUAGGGUUUCACCAUGUUGACCAGGAUGGUCUCGAUCUCUUGACCUCGUGAUCCACCCGCCUCAGCCUCCCAAAGUGCUGGGAUUACAGGCGUGAGCCACUGUACCUGACCAAGAAAAGCUUUUUAUUGUUAGUUGACUCACAAGAUGAAUCAAACUCAAAUUGUCUUUAUGUACUGACUUUAAGGCAGUGAUUUAAUUAUAAAAUGUUUAGGAGAUGGAUUCUGGGGUUCUCAGGUAAUUAGUACAAGGAAAGGAGAGGUCUGCAAAGUCUUCAGGCAUGCACAGUUCUCCUCAUGUCUCCUCAUGCAUGAUGUGCAAAUUUACAGGGAGUUAGUAUGAACCAUGGCGUGGAAAUUCAGGCUCUGACGUCAGCAUGCUUGCUCUGUGCAAACUCCUUUUGGCCAUAUUGGUUUCAACCAAUUUUGGCCAGUUUUGUAGAGGGAAUUUGAGGAUUUCAGGAAGUUGUUUCUUAAAUGCUGUUCUGUAAAUGAAUGAUUUGUGUCAGUCACUGGUUUAUUUAACUCUUUGGGCAAUGGGUUCACUACCACCUGUCCUGAUGCCACUUGAUCUUUCCUGGGCCUCCUUCCGUUCCAUCAUUCUCUCAUCAUACUUUGCCACGCAAAUAACUCCCCUGCUAUUCUGUAGGUAACCCAGAUACCAGCUGUACUGCUUCCUGUCUUAGAUAUCUAUAUAUACUCUGACCUAAUCAAAACCAGAAAUGUGGAGCUGAAAAAGCCAGUGUGUGAAACAAGAAAAGCAAUAGAGACUGGUAGCAACAGUAUUGAACAAGCAGAAGAAAGAAUGUGUGAACUUGAAGAUAGGGUAUUUGAAAAUACAUGCUCAGAGAAGAAGAAAGAAGAAUAUAAAAAAUAAAGUCAUCAGGAUAUAUGGGACAGCAUCCAAAGAGCCAAGUUCCCGUUAUAGGAUUUCAAGAAGAAAAAGAGAAGGGUAUAGAAAACUUAUUCAAAGAAGUGGCCGGGCGCAGUGGCUCACGCCUAUAAUCCCAGCACUUCGGGAGGCUGAGGCGGGUGGAUCACGAGGUCGAGAGAUCGAGAGCAUCCUGGUCAAUGAGGUGAAACCCCGUCUCUACUAAAAAUACAAAAAUUAGCUGGGCAUGGUGGCGCACGCCUGUAGUCCCAGCUACUCGGGAGGCUGAGGCAGGAGAAUCGCUUGAACCCAGGAGGCGGAGGUUGCGGUGAGCCGAGAUUGUGCCAUUGCACUCCAGUCAGUAACAACAGCGAGACUCCAUCUCAAAAAAAAAAAAGAAAGAGUAGCCAAAAGUGUCCAUAUCUGGGAAAAUACAUAAAUGUCUAGGUGUAGGAAGCUUAAAGUUCUCUAGUUUAAAUUCAGCUAAGACUACAGCAAGACAUAAUAAACUGUCAAAAAUCAAAGACAAAAGCAGAGGGUUUUUUGUUUGUUUUUUGUUGUUUUGAGGCAGUCUUGCUCUGUUGCCCAGGCUGGAGUACAGUGGCACCAUCUCAGCUCAUUGCAACCUUUGCCUCCUGGGUUCAAGUGGUUCUCGUGCCUCAGCCUCCCAAGUAACUGGGGCUACAGGUGUGCACCUCCACACACAGCUAAUUUUUGUACUUUUUAAUAGAGACAGGGUUUCACUAGGUUGGCCAGGAUGGUCUUGAACUCUUGAUCUCGUGAUCCACCUGCCUCAGGCUCCCAAAGUGCUGGGAUUACAGGCAUGAGCCACCGUGCCCGGCCUUUAUCCAUUUUUUAUUUAAACAUUGCCUCAAAAUCCAUUAACAACUUAAAUAUAUAUAAGGUCUGAAACUAUAAAACUACAAGGAUAAUUCAUAGGGGAAGAGCUACAUUAUAUGGAUUUGAGGAAUUAUUUUUGGAUAUGAUCCCAAAAGCACAGUCAAUGAAAGCAAAAAUAGACAAUUGGAAUUAUAUCAAAAACUUCUAUACAGCAAAAGAAACAACACAGUGAAGCAACCAUCAACAGAAUGGCAAAAAGUGAUUGGAAACCUUACCAAGAGGUUUAUAUCCCAAAUACAUAAAAAUCUCAAAAAACCCCAUAGCAGGUAAACAAAUACCUUGCUUUAAAAGUGAGCAAAGGUCAUGAAUGGGUAUUUAUCCAUUGAAGACAUACAAAUACCCAAAAGGGAUAUGGCGAAAUGCUCAAAAUCACUAAUCACGAGGGAAAUGCAACUCAAAAUCACAAGAUAUCAUCUCAGCACAGUUAGAAUGGCUACUAUCAAAAAGACAAAAAGUAAAAGUGCAGGCAAGGAUGUGUUAAAAAGGGAGCUCUCACACACUCCUGGUGGGAGUCUAAAUUAGCACAGCCAUAUGGAAAACAGCAUGGAGGUUCCUCAAGCAAUUAAAAAUAUAAUUAAUAUGCUAGCCAACAAUUCCACUGCUGGGUAUAUAUUCAAAAGGAUCAUGAGAUCAGUAUGUCAAAGAGAUAUCUUCAUCCCAUGUGAUAUGGUUUGGCUCUGUGUCCCCACCCAGAUUCUCCUGUUGAUUCGUAAUUGCCAAUGUUGGAGGAGGAUCCUUAUGGGAGGUGAUUGAAUCGUGGGGGCAAACUUUCCCUGGUUAUUCUUGUGAUAGAGUUCUCACAUGAUCUGGUUGUUUGAAAGUACAUAGCUAUACGGACACAGUGGCCCACACAAGUAAUCUCAGCACUCUAGGAGGCCAAGGCAGGCGGAUCACUUGAGGUCAGGUGUUUGAGACCAGUCUGGGCAAUAUGGCAAAACCCCGGGUCUACUAAGAAUACAAAAAAGUAAGCCAGGCAUGGUGAUGGGUGACUCCUAUAAUCCCAGCUAUUUGGGAAGCUGGGACGGGGUAAUCGCUUGAAGAGAAAAAGAAAAUGUGUAACGCUUUCCUUUUCACUCUCUCCUCCCUGCUUUGGCCAUGUGAAGACUGCCUGCUUCCCCUUUGCCUUCCACCAUGAUUUUUAAGUUUCCUGGCACCUCCCCAGGAUCAGAAGCCUGGACAGCCCACACAAUCAAGAGCUGCUUAAACCUCUUUUCUUUGUAAAUUACCCAGUCUCAGGGACCCUUGACAUUCAGGGAUGUGGCCAUAGAAUUCUCUCAGGAGGAGUGGAAAUGCUUGGACCCAGCUCAGAGGACUUUAUACAGGGACGUGAUGCUGGAGAACUACAGGAACCUGGUCUCCCUGGGAAUGUGUCUUCCUGACCUGAGUAUUAUCUCCAUGAUGAAGCAAAGGACAGAGCCCUGGACUGUGGAGAGUGAAAUGAAAGUAGCAAAACAUCCAGCUAGAUGGGAAGGUAUGAAAGACAUCAGCACAGGAAGGAGGUGUGCAGUGAGUAGCAAAACAGGAAACAACCGUGUUACAAAUCCACUUGGAUUAACCUUUCGGUUACCUCUGCCGGGACUGGAGAUAUUUGAAGGUGAAGGGAAAUUUUACGAAUGCAGUCAAGGAGAAAAGUUCAUCAGCCACAGUUCUUCAGUUUCGCCACUUCCAAACAUUUCUUAUGGUGUCAAAACAUGCAUUUUUAAUAAACUCAGGAACGAUUUUGUUGAUUUUCCAUUACUCUCACCAGAACAGAAAGCACGCAUUAGGAGCAAACCUGACAAAUGUAAAGAGCAGAGCAAAGUCUUCAGAGUGUCUUCAAGCUUUCCUAAUCCUCAAGCAGUCCACACUGCAGAUAAAGCUAACAGGUGUCAUGAAUGUGGUAAAGUCUUCAGGAACAAGUCAUACCUUGCAGAACAUUGGAGAAUCCAUUCGGGAGAGAAGCCUUACAAGUGUAAAGAAUGUGGCAAGCUCUUCAAUCGAAUCGCCUACCUUGUCCGACAUGAGAAGGUCCAUACUGGCGAGAAUCCUCACAAAUGUAAUGAAUGUGGCAAGGUCUUCAGUCGAAUUACGUACCUUGUGCGACAUCAGAAAAUUCAUACUGGAGAGAAGCCUCAUAAAUGUAAUGAAUGUGGCAAGGUUUACAGUAGUAGUUCGUACCUAGCACAGCACUGGAGAAUUCACACAGGAGAGAAACUUUACAAAUGUAAUAAAUGUGGCAAAGAAUUCAGUGUGCAUUCAAGCCUCACCACCCAUCUGUUAAUCCACACUGGAGAGAAACCUUACAAAUGUCAAGACUGUGACAAGGCCUUUAGGCACAAGUUUUCCCUAACAGUUCAUCAGAGACAUCACAACGGAGAGAGACCUUAUAAAUGUAAUGAAUGUGGCAAAGUCUUCACUCAGGUUUCACACCUUGCACGACAUCAGAAAAUUCAUACUGGAGAGAAACCUUACAAAUGUAAUGAGUGUGGCAAAGUCUUCACUCAGAAUUCACACCUUGCAAAUCAUCACAGAAUCCAUACUGGAGAGAAACCUUACAAAUGCCACGUGUGUGGUAAGGUCUUUAGACACAGUUCAUGGCUUACACAGCAUCAGAGAAUUCAUUGAUGAGCCAGUCCUUACAAACCCUAUCAUACGUUCUGGCAUUAAUCAACGUCAGAGUCCAUACUAGAAAGAAAUUGUUUAAAUGUAAUCAGUACGGCACAGGCUGUAUCGAGACCUACCAAAUCACUAGACAUCAGAACAUACGUCUUUGAUGAAACCACACAAAUGGAUUGUGUGCGCCAAGGCUAACAAGUCAAAUGUGUUGAACCUAAUGACACGAUGUGUGUAAAGAGUGCCAGGACACGUGGAAAUGGUCUGUUAUAUUCAGGUUAUUAAAAAUGUAAUUACUUGGGGUUCGUUUGAAAGGCCAGGUGCGGUGGUUCAUACCUGCAAUCUCAGCACAGUAGAAAGCCAAGACAGCAGGAUCACUUGAGGCCAGGAGAUCAAGAUCAGCAUGGGCAGCACAGCAGGGGCCGUCUCUACGACACGAAAAAGUAAGGCGGGCCCUUGGCACUUGUCUAGUUCCAGCUACUCCAGAGGCCAAGGCAAGAGGACUGUUGGAGCCCAGGAGUUUGAGAGGUUGAAUAAUGAGCUGUGAUCUUACCACUGUGCUUCAGCCUGGAUGACAGAGUGAGACCCUGUCACAAAAGAAAAAGGCUGCUUUUUAUGACUUUCACCCUGAACUUUGAAUCUCUUUAUGUGCCUUCCCUACAGGCCUUUCACUGUGGUCUCUGGGAAAGAAUCGGUAAGAUGACAGGGCUGACUUAAUUACCUGAGGAGCAUUUCUAUCCAAUUUCCUGGAAGAAUAAGGACACUGCCUUUUUUUUUUUUUUUUUGAGACGGAGUUUCGCUUUUGUUACCCGGGCUGGAGUGCAAUGGCACGACCUCGGCUCACCACAACCUCCGCCUCCUGGGUUCAGGCAAUUCUCCUGCCUCAGCCUCCUGAGUAGCUGGGAUUACAGGCACGUACCACCAUGUCCAGCUAAUUUUUUGUAUUUUUAGUAGAGACGGGGUUUCACCAAAUUGACCAGGAUGGUCUUGAUCUCUUGACCUCGUGAUCCACCCGCCUCGGCCUCCCAAAGUGCUGGGAUUACAGGCUUGAGCCACCGCGCCCGGCCGCAGGACACUGCCUUUUAAGAUUAAUUUUUUUUUUUUUUUUGGGAUGGAGUUUCGCUCUUGUUACCCAGGCUGGAGUGCAAUGGCUCCAUCUCGGCUCACCGCAACCUCCGCCUCCUGGGUUCAGGCAAUUCUCCUGCCUCAGCCUCCUGAGUAGCUGGGAUUACAGGCACGCGCCACCACGCCCAGCUAAUUUUUUGUGUUUUUAGUAGAGACGCGGUUUCACCAUGUUGACCAGGAUGGUCUCGAUCUUUUGACCUCGUGAUCCACCCGCCUCGGCCUCCCAAAGUGCUGGGAUUACAGGCGUGAGCCACCGCGCCCGGCCUCUGAUUAAAUAUUGUCUGCUUUAGAGACCAUGGAGGUGGAUAGAGAGUAACAAAGCCGUGAAGGCAGUCCUCGUGUUUCUUGCAGUUAGCACACUAUUUUCCUGACAGGCACAGUGCUGUGCUCUACAACAGAUAGGAAACAAGAGCACACCAUGACUUUAGGACACUGGGAUUUUUAUUUGAAGAGAGGUCAUUAGGGGCUGAUUAUGUAGUAGAGAUGAUGUGGGGGAAAUGGUGGCCACCUUCUCCAUUGAAUAGCAAUAGCUGUUAGCAAAGACUGAUUAAAAAGUAAUUUUUGAAAUGGAAGGAAGAACAGUUAUAUCAGAGUAGAGAGUUUAAUCAAAACUACCAAUGUGGCUGGGCGCGGUGGCUCACACCUGUAAUCCCAGCACUUUGGGAGGCUGAGGUGGGUGGAUUGCCUGAGGUCAGGAGUUCAAGAGCAGCCUGGCCAACAUAGUGAAACCCCAUGUUUACUAAAAAUGCAAAAAAUUAGCUGGACCUGGUGGUGGAUAUCUGUAAUUCCAGCUACAUGGGAGGCUGAGGCAGGAGAAUCACUUGAACCCAAGAGGUGGAGGUUGCAGUGAACCAAAUCACACCAUUGCACUCCUGCCUGGGCAACAAGAGGGAAACUCUGCCCGCCCUCCCCCCACCUGCCCAAAAAAAUAACAAUGUAACAUGUUCUUGAGUAGGAUUUACAUUUAACUGCUGGCAUAAUUUGCAACUGUUUGAUUUAGUGUCCAUAGUUCUUAGCUUUGGAACAAUAAAGUUUAAAUUUUCCAAA
Messenger RNA from Callithrix jacchus (white-tufted-ear marmoset), 6635 nucleotides. RefSeq names its product zinc finger protein 766 (gene ZNF766). NCBI's taxonomy places the organism in Eukaryota, Metazoa, Chordata, Mammalia, Primates, Cebidae. The record is from RefSeq and is a predicted model, not a curated record. Gene Ontology annotation, molecular function: DNA-binding transcription factor activity, RNA polymerase II-specific; RNA polymerase II cis-regulatory region sequence-specific DNA binding. Gene Ontology annotation, biological process: regulation of transcription by RNA polymerase II.